AUGGAGGACUACGAUGACCGCGAUGAUACUGAGUUGGAGGAGGUAGAAAAAAGUUAUCCUCAAUAUGACGAUCUUAAUUAUGAUGACCUAACGACAGCCUUUAAUAGGUUAGAUAUAGGGGUGAAGGCUGAGGCUAUGUAUGGUGAUGACCCUAUAGUAUUAACCGAUCUUAAAAGUGAACUGGAUUAUGUGAAGAGUCUCAUGGAGAGACGUGAAAUAGAAGAAACAACUUUCACCGAAGGAAAUGAUGGUACAGUGAACAUUUCAGGUCCAUCAGGAAGCACAACCACCCCGGGAGUAGAUUUUGUAGAAGAUCCAAACAAUGUACUUCCAGACGUGCUAGAUGCAUUCAACGAAUCAUUUGACGCUGACUGGGACGAAAUAGAAUCCCGCCUAGAGAAACUAAAUAAGAUUUCAACAGCGAAUAAAAAGAGAGAUUUUGAAAACCAGGUGGAGCGUGUUCAAGCUGUCACAAGAGUUAUAAAGGGUAAGGAGGGACUGAUACUAGAUCCUAGGAAUAGAUACGUCAGGGAACUCAUCAAACGAUCAUCUGUAAAAACACUCAAGGAUGGCACAGAGGUGUUGGUAUUCAGAAGUGAACAAGGUAUUGACAAAAGUGGGACACAAAUAAUGAAACGUGGUAAGACCAGUAAACCUAUGUACUCAAAGAGCUCACCUGCACUGAGAGAAUACAAGGACCUUCUAAAGAAAAUAAAAGAGGUACCUACAGAUCCUGACGACAUAAUUGAAAGUGAAGAGCCGCAAUUUAAUGAAAGUAGUGAGGAAUACGCUGACCGUGAGAACAUUGAGUUAAUAGAUACAAGCGCAAAACUAGGAGACCUUCCGGGGCUAACAAUACAGGAAAACAAUGAACUGAGAGGUGUUCUUAACCCACCUGAUGGAUCAAGUUUAGAAAGCAGAACAGGUCCCAACGGAGCGUUACAAAUUCAGGCUGACUACUUUAACGAAGCUAUUAGUGAAACCGUGGAACGCGCCACAUCUGCGGAAGGUACAACUGAGUAUAAUUCCCUUAUAGAAAGAAUUGACAGUUUGAAGGAAGCCAGGGAUAGGACACUAGAACAGAGAACUGUAGAGGAAGCAAGAGAGGCACAGUUGGAAGAUAUUUCUAGAUUACGUAAAUUUAUAGACUGGGUAGGAAAGGAAAAAGUGGGACUUGCAGGGAUAGCAGUGUCAACAGCUAGUUUAAUUACAGCAUUAUUAAUCCAUGCUAGGGGAGCCAUUGUUAAGACAGCAAAGACCACUGGUAAAGUAGCAAAAGCAUUAGCAAAUUUAGCAAAGAAAGCAGGACCAAUUCUAGUUCCAAUCCUGAACGCAGUUGCAACAGCGCUAUCAUGGGGAGCCAAAGGAAUUGCAUGGUUAGCGUCUAACUUAUGGGUUCUAGCUGUAGCUGCGGCCUUAAUAGUAUACAACUAUUACACAAAGUAAAUUAGCUAUGGAGGAACACCAGGAGGAAUAUGAUGACCGGAGAAUGGAAGAGUUGAGGGAAAAGUAUCCGGACUAUGGAGAAAUGGAUAUAGAAACUUUAGAUAGCGAAUUACCGUACCUUGACAAGGAUCUUAGGGAAAGCGAAACUACUGAGGAGACCCAGGAUAUUAACGAGGAAAUUAAUUACGUACAGGAACUAAGGAGGAGAAAAAUGUUAAGUGAAGACCUUACGAGAGAGCAAUUAGCUGAGAAGUUCCCUAACCUAUCUAAUCUGUCAUACGAUGAUCUAAUGGGUAGGGGAGACAGACUGUUAAAUGAACUAAUACUAUCCGAUUUGGAUGAAAACAGUUUCAAGGAAAAGUCGGAAGAACUGAGGUACGUUAGAAUGCUAUCAAAUGAUUACCAGAGAGAGUCAAACUUAAAUAAACUUCUCAACUUAAGAGAUAAAGUGAAAAAGAGGGACCUCAUUAAACGGGAUGAUCGUAGGAGACUGCAUAGGCUCAGGUUAUGGGUAAGGGAGAAUGCAGGCAUCUUAUCAGCUGUUCUAAUUUCCUCAUCAGCUGUAAUCAUAGGACUGGUAGCAUCAACUAGAAAUAUAUUGUGGAAAGUAGGUGACACAACAGGAAAGCUCGAUAAGCGGAUCAGUGAGUUGGUAAACAAUCAAAUAGAACUACCACCUGUAUUCCAGAAGAUAGCCGAUGGAGUAGAGUUAGCAGCGGAUAAUAUAUGGAUAAUCAUCGUUUGUGCAGCAGCAGUUUUAUUAUACCAAUUCAACUAA
This is a messenger RNA of Paramuricea clavata, 2224 nucleotides long. The record is from the annotation of a GenBank genome assembly. Lineage: Eukaryota; Metazoa; Cnidaria; Anthozoa; Malacalcyonacea; Plexauridae.